This is a messenger RNA of Lotus japonicus, 1083 nucleotides long. RefSeq names its product NAC domain-containing protein 90-like. Gene Ontology annotation, molecular function: DNA binding. Bases 169 to 927 code for a protein of 252 amino acids. The transcript is spliced from 3 exons. Gene Ontology annotation, biological process: regulation of DNA-templated transcription. The record is from RefSeq and is a predicted model, not a curated record. NCBI's taxonomy places the organism in Eukaryota, Viridiplantae, Streptophyta, Magnoliopsida, Fabales, Fabaceae.
UUCUCACUUCUCAGCAAUUCACUGAUUCCCCUACCUAGUAUUACCCCACGCGUGUACAUGUUUCUAUAUAAACGAUCCAUCAACCGUGCAUGAGAAGUGAAUUGAAUUAUAUGCAACAGCAACAAAAAGAGAAGAAACAGCUGCAGUGAGUGAGAAGAAGAUCAGAAUAUGGAAAACAUGCCACCAGGUUAUCGUUUCUACCCCACAGAACAAGAGAUUAUUACAUUCUAUCUUCGCAAUAAGCUUGAAGGACAAAAGGAGCACAUGAAUCGGGUUAUACCAGUCCUUAAUAUAUAUGAUUACAACCCAUCACAACUCCCACAACUUUCAGGAGAAGCGAGUACGAGAGACACGGAGCAAUGGUUCUUUUUCAUUCCGAGGCAGGAAAGUGAAGCCAGAGGAGGGAGACCGAAGCGUCUCACAACUAGUGGGUACUGGAAGGCUACGGGGUCUCCUAGUCGCGUUUAUUCUUCUGACGGUUCUGCAAUCGGCAUGAAAAGGACCAUGGUGUUCUACAAUGGAAGGGCUCCCAGAGGAAAGAAAACCGAUUGGAAAAUGAAUGAGUACAAGGCCCUCCAACAGGGUGGACUAGAAUUAAGGCAGGAAUUCAGUUUGUGCCGAGUGUACAAGAAAACAAAGUGCUUGCGAGCAUUUGAUAGACGACCGUCACCGCCAAUUAGGAGGGACAUUAUAACAGGUAGCAGCAGCAGCAAUCCUAAUCAAGAUGAUGAACCUGCACAAUCCCAGAAGGGUUCAGGGUCAACACAUGUUCAAGUGAUGGAGGAGAGAAGUGUAAUUAUAACAAGCUCACCAGAGAGCUCUCCCUCACAGGAUGGAGGAGAAGGAGAAGCUGCCCAAAUGCAGAUUGAUAACGAGCCUCUGUUGGAUUGGGAGCAAGUCGAUUGGUUCUUGGGAUUGGAACCAUGACUCCCUUGAUUAACUUGUUCAAGUGCAAUGAACUAGCUAGACUCACCUAAUUAAUUGGUAGAUAUGUAAGUGAUUGUGAAAAGUUUAAGCAUCGAUCCAAUCACACUAUUUAAUUAGUUAACGAACUCAAUGAUGAUAGGUUUAGUUUGGAUAUAA